This is a messenger RNA of Synchytrium microbalum, 1482 nucleotides long. RefSeq lists its product as uncharacterized. Gene Ontology annotation, molecular function: methyltransferase activity; structural constituent of ribosome. Gene Ontology annotation, biological process: translation. The record is from RefSeq and is a predicted model, not a curated record. NCBI's taxonomy places the organism in Eukaryota, Fungi, Chytridiomycota, Chytridiomycetes, Synchytriales, Synchytriaceae. The transcript is spliced from 9 exons. Gene Ontology annotation, cellular component: mitochondrial small ribosomal subunit. Bases 1 to 1482 code for a protein of 493 amino acids.
AUGAGGCGUUCUUUCUCUGGAAUUCCUCAUGCAUCAGUGAUUCAAACCACUUCUUCAAGUACGGAUCUGCAAGCUAAAGAUCCUGUUGAUGUGUCGUCCUCAUCAUCAAUAUCACCAAAACGUCUUGCCAUUGUGCCAUCGGAGAUCCACACGGCUAUUGAAGCCAUUCUAAAAGACUCUAGCAACAAAGCACUCAAAGACGAUCUGGCCUUUUUGGAUGCUCGCCUCUAUGCUGGACAGGCUACCAAUGCUAGAUCUCGGGAGUUGGAUCCAAGUCGUGACAUUGUGCAAUAUAGCCAACGAGAUGUAAUGGCAUAUGUCGCAGGACGCUUGGUGGGAGCUUAUGUGGCCAUGAACCACGUUUUACAGCAAUUGAUGAGAAGAUCGCCCGAUUUUGCACCAAAGCAUAUACUGGACUUUGGAUGCGGCCCUGGAACAGCUAUAUGGUGCGUUUUCGGUUCUCUUUCUUCGUUGCCAGCAUUCGCUUACAUUAUGAAGGAUGAUAGGGCCUGUAGAGAGUUUUGGAAUGUUGAUAAAUAUACAGCUGUAGACUCGUCAUCUGUAAUGUUAAAGACAUUGGAAGACAUGUCAGAAAAGCUUCCAGGAUCCCCAAUAGCUGUAGAGAAGCGUAUUCCAAUGGAUGCGCAAGCUGAUUUGGUCUUGUGUGCGUUUACUUUGAACGAAUUCUCAGAUGUCAGCUCAAGAGCUCGUAUAGUAGACUCGUUAUGGAAGGCAACAUCCGACACGUUGGUCUUGUUGGAAUCUGGGACCCCAUCUGGGUUCAAGCUUACUGAAACUGCCCGAGCUCAGAUUCUACAAAAGCCGGAUCCUGCACAUGUUCUUGCACCUUGUCCACAUGAAUAUGCCUGUCCCAUGGUGAAAUCAAAGUCAUGGUGUCACUUCCCACAAAAGUUUCAGCUCAAUCGCCGUCUGCGGCUUCUACAAAAUGCAAAUGAGUCAUGGGACACAGUCAAGUUCUCAUAUGUUAUCCUUCGCAAGGGGGUGUUGCCUUCCAGUUUAGAAGAAGCACGUCGACCAGUCUUGAAUGCAGCCCCAAUGAAAAAACAUGGUCAUGUCAUACUAGAUUAUUGCUCUACAGCUGGACAAUUGGAACGGACUGUAAUUAGUAAGAGCAAAGGCAAGUUGGAAUACGCUGCUGCUAGAAAGUCUAGUUGGGGCGAUGUUCAGCGUCAGUUCUUGUCCGAGUCUGAUGAGGAAAUAGAUUUGCAAAGUAGCAAAUGGAGGGCAGGUGACAUGGGAACGCCCAUUUUAACAAGAGAGCUCUAUGAGUUGGAAUUCCUUACUAAUAGCUCCUCAUCACACGGUACAGGCCCAUCGGGACAAGAACCUGAUGAAUUACAGGAAGGGCAAGGCUAUGCAGCAGAGGUAGCAUUAUUCUGUCAAGACAAGAAGCACGUAACUGCUCCACCUGAUAAGUGUGUAAACGCAUCUCUUUCCACACUGAUUGCUUUUAUUCAAUGA